Messenger RNA from Penicillium malachiteum, 1302 nucleotides. RefSeq names its product putative aspartate aminotransferase. Gene Ontology annotation, cellular component: cytosol. Gene Ontology annotation, biological process: L-aspartate biosynthetic process. Bases 1 to 1302 code for a protein of 433 amino acids. Gene Ontology annotation, molecular function: pyridoxal phosphate binding; L-aspartate:2-oxoglutarate transaminase activity. The transcript is spliced from 3 exons. Lineage: Eukaryota; Fungi; Ascomycota; Eurotiomycetes; Eurotiales; Aspergillaceae. The record is from RefSeq and is a predicted model, not a curated record.
AUGGGGUCAUUGUCUGACCCAUUAGCCUUGACGGAGGGUGAUCUAAAGAACUCUAGAUUUACUUCCCUCCCACCAACACCCCCAGAUGAGCCAUUCGCAGUCAAUGGAGCAUACAUUGAAGAUAAAGAUCUUCAAAAAGUCAACUUAGGUAUUGGAGUUUACCGCACAGCUGACGGACUCCCAUGGCCAUUACGAGUUGUCGAAGAUGCUGAAGAGCGCCUUCAUGAAGUAAAGAACGUGCAUAGACACGAGUAUCUCACCAUCCAAGGAGAUAAAGAGUUCCUGAGACUAGCAUCAGAUCUUGUGUUUGGGUCUGAAGCAAGAAAGAGCGCGCAACUUGUAGCCGGGCCAGACAGAGACCGAGUGGUAUCCAUCCAAACAGUCUCUGGCACAGGCGCAAACAGACUUGGUGCGGAACUUUUGGCUAGAAAUAUCCGGCCAGGAUGUGUUUGGAUCCCUGAUCCAACUUGGGCGAAUCAUCAUACAAUCUGGGAUUUGGCUGGAGUUCAGAGGAAGACUUACCCUUACUACAACAAUGCAUCAAAGUCUUUUGACUUUGAGGGCACAGUUCGAACUCUUUCCAAAUCAGCAAAGCAAAAUGAUGUUAUUAUUCUUCAUGCCUGUGCACAUAAUCCUACCGGUGCAGACCCAACACAAAAGCAGUGGAAAGCGUUAAGUGAGCUGUGUAAGGCCAAAGGCUUGAUUCCUUUCUUUGAUCUUGCCUAUCAAGGCUUUGCGUCUGGGAAUCUCGAGCAAGAUACAUGGUCUAUCCGUCACUUCUUUAGAUGUGAGCCAAAACUGGAAUUCUGUGUGGCACAGUCCUUCUCGAAGAAUCUUGGACUGUAUGGACAACGGGUAGGAGCCUUACAUGUUGUUACUUCCACUGCCAGUCAUCAGACUUCUCAGAACCUGCUCGGAACCCUUUGCCAUCUUGUUUGGGGAGAAUACUCUAUGGCUCCAAGAGGAGGCUCGGAGAUAGUUCGAACCGUGCUAGGAGAUCAAGGUCUGAAAAAUAAGUGGUUUGAUGACCUGGUGACAAUGAGUGAGAGGAUUCGACGAAUGAGACAGGCUCUAUAUGAUGAGUUGGCUCGGUUGAAGACACCGGGAGAAUGGGAUCACAUCUUGAAGCAGAUUGGCAUGUUUACCUACCUUGGAUUAUCGGAGACGCAAGUGAUGGAGAUUCGAUCUAGGCAUCAUAUCUACAUGCUUAAAUCUGGUCGUAUAUCAAUCUCUGGAUUGAACGAAAAUAAUGUCAAAUAUGUUGCACAGUCCAUAGACGACGUUGUUCGCACUGGGCUUUGA